AUUCAACAGCUUCAGCUGGCUUUUGGACGAAGAUCAACCCGCGACACCAACAUCGGCUUUUUAGACCACUUUGGAAAAGACCACCCUCGUCGCAAACGACCAACGCACCGCCGCCAUUCUCCGAAAGCCCCAAGCUCGAAGACGUCCACCUUUUCACCAUGUCAUUGCAACAGUUGCCGCUUGCCGCCGCUGGCAAAGGAGAGAAGUCACGCCAUCGAACGUGGGACGAGAAUUAUGCCGAACUCCUCAAGUUUCAUGCGCAAACUGGACACAGCCAAGUCCCCAUGCGAUGGAAGGAAGAUCCCAUUUUGGGCAAGUGGUGUUCGCACAAUCGAGAGUACUUUUUGUCGGGGCAAUUGAGCCAAGAACGCAUCGAGUCCUUGGAAGCGGUGGAUUUCGUGUGGAGUCCCCACGAGAAAAAAUGGAAUGAUCAAUUCAAAAAAAUGGUGGCGUUUCACAAGACGCAUGGUCAUACCAAGAUCAAGUGUCACCAUGCCGAAGAUCCGUCUCUGGGCAAGUGGGUGGCCCGUCAACGAGAAGACUAUCAAAUGGGACGAAUGAAUCCGCAACGGAAAAAGAAACUCGAUUCUAUUGGUUUUACGUUUCGAAUCACCAAGGGACACAAAAACAAGGGCGGCAAUGCCAAAACCGAAGCGGCAUGGCAGCGAAUGUACGACCAGCUCUUGCAGUUCAAAGAGAAACAUGGUCAUGUCAAUGUCCCACGCCUAGAUGCGGACCCCAAUCCAUUGGAGAAAUGGGUAGGAGCACAGCGACUCAAGCAUACACGGGAUCAAUUGUCCAAAGAACGAGUGCAAAAGUUGGAAUCCGUGGGCUUUAUCUGGAAGUUUCAAGCCAAAAAGUCACAGGAAGAAUGGAACAAAAUGUUCAACAUGCUCAAGCAGUGUCAAAUCGUCAGGGAAGAUGGGAAUUCCAGCUUCCAGCCAUCUCUACUGGGUGGUACUGAUGCCAGCAGCCUGUCCCGAUGGAUCCAGCGACAAAAGGAAAAAUACAAGAGUCACAAGUUGGAAGUAGGCCGAGAGCUUUUACUCCGUCGUCUCAAUUUUAACUUUCCAGAACGACCACCGGCUCCGCCUGCCAAGAAGGAGGACGACGAAGUACUUCCAAAUGAUUCCAUUCUGAUGGGUGACAUGGGAAGCAACGACAACCAAAAGACAGAGGGAACCUCGCAACUGCUAGAUGCCAAACCACCCGCAUCGGACAACACAGUGGGUCAGACAGUUGCGGAAAGCAUCCGUGUCCUCUCCAAACACAUGGGAAUGACUCCCAAUCAAUUGACAGCCAAGUUAGCAGGCAACGGCCAUACGGAUGAGCGUGCCGCCAAUCCACCACCAAACAAGUCAAAUGCCUUUCGACGUCUCAUGCCUCUCAUCGUUCAGCUCCGAGAUUGUACCGACGAAGCCGUCUUGCGGGAUUGUGCUACUUUUUUGGCUCGAAUGGUGCAACGGGCCAAAUCCAAUAGUAGCAACGAACAGGCGCCACUUCCUGACGACAACGGCGACGACGACUAUUACAACCUAUUGUUGGAAUUGGCGGUAGAUCUAGACGCCUGUGGAGGUGACAAUGGUGCCAUUGAGGCCUGCGCUAUCUACUUUGAACGUUACUUGAAGCAUGCAUCAUCAGGGGAAAAGAGAAGCGCGGUGGAUUUGGGGGGAGCGGAGUCUGGGUUUAGUAACAGACCCAGUAAGGUGGCAAAGUUCGCGGGGGCAAUGAACACGACAACCCCAUUGUAUCUCUAGAUGUCAUUGCAAGCACUUGGUGCAUCCUACUCUUUUUUUAACGAUGUCCAUCAUUUGUUGCAACAGCAGUGGGCUUUUUUCGCGCAAACGUACUGGUAGCCUUCGGUCUGAACAAUGUGUAGUGUACCGGCUCAUAACGGUACAGCGGCAAGCCUCAACGAUCUUGGCCUCACUUUGUGAUGCCAUGUAUCCCUUGUUCGUGCGAAAGAUCCAUGCAUAACAUGUGUCGAUUGUUUGUAGUGCUACCCGUACUAAUGUUGGCAGCUCAUACAUAGGCGUUCCAAUGACGUGAAGGUAUGCAGAUCGUGACAGCUACUCGGCUUCAAUGCGUGGUGAGAUGCAAAAAUGUGUGGUAAAAUUUGCGCUAAUAAAUAUUCUAUUGACCCAGUGUUCU
Seminavis robusta is the source of this 2151-nucleotide messenger RNA. NCBI's taxonomy places the organism in Eukaryota, Bacillariophyta, Bacillariophyceae, Naviculales, Naviculaceae. The record is from the annotation of a GenBank genome assembly.